AUGAAGUAUACUGUUCUUUUUCUAAUAUCCAUUUCUCUCCUUAGCAAUGUCAACUGCAUCUGCGAGACAAACUGCUCAUGUCCAGAUCUUCGUGCUUUUGCUUGGAAUGAGGACAACAUAAUGACUUACGAAGAAGGCAUCGGGUGUACUCGGAAAAUAAUGUGUUAUAAACAGUAUUACGACGAUGGUAUACGUUUAGUUUUUAAUGCAACGGAAAUUCCAUUUCCAUCUGAUAAAGAUCCCAAUAACGAUUGGCUGCAAGCGCCCACGCAGGACGAGAUGUGGGGAAUGGAUGUGGCGCUUAUAGAUUUCUUUUCUUAUUUUGGAUUUGUAUGUGAAAAUGGAGUCUGGUAUAUCACAAAAUAUCCGCAUGGAAUAGUUUAUGCAAAUGCGGGUAGCGGAUUCACUGGUCCGACGGAUGAGUUUAAUGGAAAAAGGUCAAAAGUGAAGAGUUUCUAUUGUCAUGAUUGGCGUGAGUAUGUUGAAUCAACUCCGAUGCCUUAA
Messenger RNA from Caenorhabditis remanei, 504 nucleotides. RefSeq lists its product as uncharacterized. NCBI's taxonomy places the organism in Eukaryota, Metazoa, Nematoda, Chromadorea, Rhabditida, Rhabditidae. The record is from RefSeq and is a predicted model, not a curated record. The transcript has 4 exons. Bases 1 to 504 code for a protein of 167 amino acids.